UAGUUAAUUAAGACACACAUGGAUGCUUGGAGUAACUGAUAUUCUAUUUUCUGCUUUAGGAAAGUCAUGAAAUACAAGCAAAGGCUCGUUUUAUUUCUAAUUGUAUUAGUAUGUCUCGUAUUCCUUUCUCUUACAUUCUCCUUCAAUACGGAACCAGAAGAGCCCACACAGAACACAGUCAAAUCAAAUCAACGAAGCCUACACGCGAGUGAGCCAGAGGAUCACGUGACGCCAGGACCCACUACCCCUCCCCCUCCUAUUGACUACACUAGACCGUGGAAGAUAUGGUCCAAUUGGGUGAGAGAGGACGUCCUUUAUCCUAACGGCGUUUUACAUUCGACUGAAAUGGAUUUGAUAUUAUAUGGUUUAUCGUCUUAUCCUGUCACGAAACUGGACGUGGGCUAUAAAGGGACACAACUAAAGGCCUCAAUGUAUCUUGAGGGAGGACAGAGGACCGUAUUCAAACCAAUGAGGUUCUCGCGUGAUGCUAUAGUUGACGGACCGGACGACCCCUGCAAGGGCCAGGACAGGCACAAUGGAGAAAUAGCCUCUUUCCAUCUUGAGAGUAUUUUAGGGUAUAGGCUGGCUCCACCUGUUGCCGGUAGAAAGAUUAAUCUUACAGCACUCCUUCCUGUGACUAGUAAAGCACUUUAUGACACUUACCUCACUGAAGACGGCAAUACUUGUUUCUAUGGUAAGUGUCUUUAUUGCAAGCCGUCAGAGAAGGCGUGUGGCAAAGGUGACAUAAUGGAAGGCUCUGUCACAAUAUGGCUGCCUGAUUGGUACCAAAUGAAGACUUACAGACAUCCUUACCAGCGAACAUACAUACCUGACGUGAAAGCAAAGUGGGAAGUAGAUGAUGAUUAUUGUCGCACUCGCCUCCUGACUCCAAACAGCUAUUAUUAUAACAUUCUUCCUGAUGUUUUUGAUACCAUGGUCCUGGAUUUCCUAGUUGGUAAUGCAGACAGGCACCAUUUUGAGACGUACGCUCUACACGGACUAAAGGAAGGGCGCCUCAUGCAUAUUGACAAUGGGAAAAGUUUUGGUAAUCCUAAUCAUGAUGAGAUGUCAAUUUUAACUCCUUUGAAGCAAUGUUGCAAAUUAAAAAACUCUACUUGGGAGAAACUCCGUCAUUUGAAGACCCAGGGUCUCUCGCAGUUACUAGAUAAAUCCCUCAAGAGGGAUCCAUUAUAUCCUGUAUUGACCCAGGCGCAUCUUUUGGCCAUUGACCGUAGACUGGAUGUGUUUAUAGGCGAAGUACUGAAGUGUAUUCAGCAAUAUGGUCGCUCUAACGUUCUCUUUGAUAAGUGGCCACAGUUUUAGAAUUAACAUUGUUUUAUUUUUUACUUUUUUAUUUAUUAUAUAUAUAUCACUUUAUGAGGAGCAAAAACUUGCACAAAUUAAAUGUAAAAUUAUUUAUAUUAUGGUGGCAGUUAUAAAUCUGCAGUUC
Amphimedon queenslandica is the source of this 1450-nucleotide messenger RNA. RefSeq names its product glycosaminoglycan xylosylkinase-like. Gene Ontology annotation, biological process: protein phosphorylation. The transcript is spliced from 7 exons. Gene Ontology annotation, cellular component: Golgi apparatus. Gene Ontology annotation, molecular function: phosphotransferase activity, alcohol group as acceptor. Bases 67 to 1323 code for a protein of 418 amino acids. NCBI's taxonomy places the organism in Eukaryota, Metazoa, Porifera, Demospongiae, Haplosclerida, Niphatidae. The record is from RefSeq and is a predicted model, not a curated record.